GCUAAUCCUUCUAUCCCUAGCAACUCAUUUGAUUAAUACAUUAUUUCUCUUUGUACUAUAGUAUAGCUAUGGCAGUUGAUUUGUUGUCAAGAAUCACUCUGCGGCCAUUCAAGUUAAGCGACGUGGAUGAUUUCAUGUUAGUAGCAUGUGACGAUAGAGUAACAAACUUUACUAGAAGGAAAACUUUGGUUUCAAGGGAACAAACUUUGAGUUAUAUUGAAGAUGUACUCAUUCCUCACCCUUGGACACGUUCAAUAUGCAUUGACAAUCAAACUAUUGGAUUCAUUUCAAUUUCUCUGGCCGGAUCUGGUGAUCAUGAUGAUGAUGAUAGGUGUAGGGCUGAGGUUGGCUUUGGUGUAGCUGCUAACUACUGGGGUAAAGGGAUUUGCACCAAAGCUGUUAAGGUUGCUGUAUCACAAGUUUUCAAGGAUAUUCCUUAUUUGGUAAGGUUGCAAGCUUUUGUUGAUACGGAGAAUCAAGCUUCACAGAGGGUUUUGGAAAAGGCGGGGUUCUUUAGGGAGGGUGUACUUAGAAAGUAUUCGUAUAUCAAAGGAAGGGUUAAGGAUAUAGCUAUUUUUAGCUUUUUGUUAGAGGAUAUUGCGAAAAUUUCAUAAUUUAAGUAUUGUAUCCGAAUAUUGCGUUUUGGUAACCGGGUUACCGGUGUAUUGAUUUGUCUUGUUUAAACGGUUUUAAUCGGAUACUAUAUUUUAAUAAUCGAUUACUGUUAAAUAUAAUUCAAAUUCAAAUUGUUAAUUUGCAUUUCAUUUAAAUUUUGAGUUUGCAUUUGGUUUGCAUUAGAAUUUAGGUUAAUGUAUAUAAACCCAAAG
Molecule: messenger RNA, 827 nt
Organism: Lathyrus oleraceus (garden pea)
Lineage: Eukaryota; Viridiplantae; Streptophyta; Magnoliopsida; Fabales; Fabaceae
Exons: 1
Coding region: 69-614 (181 amino acids)
Molecular function (GO): acyltransferase activity, transferring groups other than amino-acyl groups
Source: RefSeq, a predicted model, not a curated record